ACAUAUUGUGACACCCACAACUUAAAAUACAAUCGUAGCCACUGCAACUAGCUAGGUAGAGAAGGUGCUAAGCUUUGAGCUUUUCUUUUAGAGAAAGAAAAAAAAAAUGGUGACUGUUGAUGAAGUACGCAAACUUCAAAGGGCUGAGGGUCCUGCCACAGUCAUGGCUAUUGGAACUGCCACUCCUCCCAAUUGUGUAGACCAAAGCACUUACCCUGACUACUACUUCCGCAUCACCAAUAGCGAGCACAAGACUGAGCUCAAAGAGAAAUUCAAGCGCAUGUGUGACAAAUCCAUGAUAAAGAAGAGGUAUAUGUACUUGACAGAAGAGGUCCUAAAAGAAAACCCACAUGUAUGCGAAUACAUGGCACCUUCAUUGGAUGCAAGGCAAGACAUGGUGGUUGUAGAAGUACCAAGGCUGGGCAAAGAAGCAGCCACAAAGGCCAUCAAGGAAUGGGGCCAGCCCAAGUCCAAGAUUACCCACCUAGUCUUUUGCACCACUAGUGGUGUGGACAUGCCUGGUGCUGAUUACCAACUCACUAAGCUUUUGGGCCUACGCCCUUCAGUUAAGAGGCUCAUGAUGUACCAACAAGGUUGCUUUGCUGGUGGCACAGUUCUACGUUUAGCCAAAGACUUGGCUGAGAAUAACAAGGGUGCUCGGGUACUUGUUGUGUGCUCUGAAAUCACUGCAGUCACAUUUCGUGGACCUAGUGAUACCCACCUUGAUAGUCUUGUGGGUCAGGCUUUAUUUGGUGAUGGUGCAGCUGCUAUUAUAAUUGGGGCUGACCCAAUUCCUGAGGUUGAGAAGCCUUUAUUUGAAUUGGUCUCUGCUAACCAAACCAUUCUUCCUGAUAGUGAUGGAGCUAUUGAUGGGCAUCUUCGUGAAGUUGGGCUUACAUUUCAUCUCCUUAAGGAUGUUCCUGGCCUCAUUUCAAAGAAUAUUGAGAAGAGCCUAGUUGAGUCAUUCCAACCUUUGGGUAUCUCUGAUUGGAACUCCCUUUUCUGGAUUGCACAUCCUGGUGGGCCUGCCAUCUUGGACCAAGUAGAGCUCAAAUUGGGCCUCAAGCCCGAAAAGAUGCGUGCCACACGUCACGUGCUUAGUGAGUAUGGCAACAUGUCAAGUGCUUGCGUUUUGUUUAUUUUGGAUGAAAUGAGGAAGAAGUCUAAGGAAGAUGGGCUCAAGACCACCGGUGAGGGGCUCGAGUGGGGUGUGCUAUUUGGGUUCGGCCCUGGGCUCACCGUCGAGACUGUUGUGCUCCACAGCGUCUCGGCUUAAAGCCCCAUAUAUUUUGGUCCAUUUUUACUGCUCUUGCUUUCUUUGGCUCGUUGUGUUUACCGCUUUAAAGCGUCGCUGGGUAUGUUAUAUUUUAUUUUGAUGUUGUAGAUUGUUUUAUUACAACAGAGCCAGCAACCAUGUACCAACUUAUAUUAUGAUAUAAUAAUUUCUGUUCUGUUUUAUGA
This is a messenger RNA of Quercus lobata, 1461 nucleotides long. RefSeq names its product chalcone synthase 1. The coding region runs from base 107 to 1276 and encodes 389 amino acids. The transcript is spliced from 2 exons. NCBI's taxonomy places the organism in Eukaryota, Viridiplantae, Streptophyta, Magnoliopsida, Fagales, Fagaceae. The record is from RefSeq and is a predicted model, not a curated record. Gene Ontology annotation, molecular function: acyltransferase activity, transferring groups other than amino-acyl groups. Gene Ontology annotation, biological process: polyketide biosynthetic process.